AAAAAAACUAAGAUUUCAAUAGUUGGGCCAACUGAAGUGGGAAGGGGCUCGUAGUAACAUUCCAAGUGAACUCAACAUACACAGGGGUCUAUAUGUGACUUUCCUAAGCGUGGGUUUCGGAACUCCCGUUAUCAAUUCAUCACACACACCAAGAUUUCGGGUAUCUCUUUAACCAGCACUUUUACGAUCUCCUUUGGUAUUUCAUCUAGUCCUGGCGCCUUAUCUGUUUUCAAGUUCCUCCAGCUCACUCAUGCUGAAUUCUGGUACGUCAAGAGUUUGCUCGAAUUUCCAUUUGGAGUGUGAGUACUUCGGCAACACUCCAUCUGCAAUUUUUAUUUGCCGUUCAGUAUUCAGGCCGGCAGUAUGAGACCACAGCUAUUGGAAUUAUCAGAGCAAUUGCAAGCUUCUUUGAUAGCAUAUGAUGAAGGUCUUCAGUCUGAUGAUGUAGGCCUAGCUGGAGCCCUUUGGAGGAGACUGUAUCAAAUGGGGGAUGUGGAUAUUCACGAUCUGGAGGCAUUGGUUAAAUAUGUUAGACAACAGAUUUCCAUGCUGGACAGUAUACCCAAUGAAAAGAUAUUUAGGGCAGAAGUCAAUUGGGCCUAAUCAACUUCAUUCAAGCUUAGGAAGUAUGAGCGUUUCUUUUUUUGUUAACAUAUAUGUUAUAUAUUGUUUAACUGUGUACAUAUUAAUUAUAUUCAGAAUAUAGAAUUGUAACAUUGUGACUUUAUUAUAAAAAAAACUUGG
Messenger RNA from Acanthoscelides obtectus, 744 nucleotides. The record is from the annotation of a GenBank genome assembly. Lineage: Eukaryota; Metazoa; Arthropoda; Insecta; Coleoptera; Chrysomelidae.